GGGAAUGCGGAAGUGUCCACGCCUUCUGCUUCAUCGCUAAAUAAGGCAGUCAACAGGGCGACAUGGCGUCUUCUGGUGCCAAAACAGACCUCAGGCUGGUGGUGCUGGGCCGGACCGGGGCAGGACAACGUUCAACGGUCUGCAGCAUCCUGGGCCUGCAAGACAGCGAGCAGGGCAGAGAAAGUGACGGCUGUAGUAAACACCGAGGAGAAGCUGCAGGACGACAGGUGCUGGUGGUCUCCAGUCCAGACUGGUUCAGUUUAGAUUACGACCCAGAAGAGAGACGAAGUCACAUCUCCACCUUGAUCACCUUCUCCAGCCCGGGGCCGCAUGCCUUUCUGCUGUGUGUCUCGGUCAACCAGCCAGCUGACGGAGAGACCAAAGCUCUGGAUGUCCUGGAGAAGGUCUUGGGCCCGUCUGCGGUGAGCAGGAACACCAUCCUCGUCUUCACCAACAUGGAGGAGCUGGAGGAGCACGAGAGGCUGGAGGACUACCUGCUCACGUGGCGCAAGGACCUCCAGGCGCUGCUGGAGAGAUGCAACGGUCGCUAUCACACCCUGGAGACCCGGAGCGGAGAACCGGGAGCCCUUGAGGAGAUGCUGGAGAAGGUGGAAAAGGUGGUGAAGGAGAACGGAGAAGAGCACUUCAGCUGCCCUCUCUACCAGCAGGUAGAGGACCAACUGGGGAAGAAGCAGCUUGAAAUUGUGAGAGAGUGGAGGAAGGAAGCACGGGUGGUGGACUUGGACGUGACUGAUGAGGAGAUGGAGGAAGCCCGAGAAGAGGCAGAAAGAAGUUUACGAGACCUAAAUGUGGACCUGGAUCAGGUUUUCCCUUCGUCCGCCGUCUCCAAUUCCUCCCCUCAUGCAUCCUCUCCCCUAGGCUUCUGGGAGACCUUGGUGUCCUGGGUCUUGUGGCUGCCCACGCUGGUGAGAAGGGAGGCCCUGCUGGGAGCUCUGGUGGGCCUCUUUGUUGGCGGGCCCUUCGGGGGCGUGGUGGGAGCCACGGUGGGCUCGGUGGCUACGGAGGUGGGCCGCAGGAAAACCCACAAAACCAAAUAGAUAAGUGGUGCGGAUAACGCCAUCAUGUGUCAUGCCUUAUGUUGCACCUUGUAGUCACUUCACUGUGGUCAGACUACGCCAAUUUAUCGCAACGCUAACAUGAAUGUAUCGCAAAGCUAAUAUUUAUGUAUUACAAAGUUAACCAGCUAACAUGAAUGAAUUGCAAAGCUAACAUUAAUAUAUUUCAAAGCUAACCAGCUAACAUUAAUGUAUUACAAAGCUAACCAGCUGACAGUAAUGUAUCACUAAUUAGCAAACAAUGUAUUACAAAGCUAAUUAGCAAACAAUGUAUUACGAAGCUAAUUAGCUAACAAUGUAUUACUGAGCUCAGAGCCGGCCCAAGGCAUAAGUGUACUAAGCGCUUGCUUAGGGCCCCGCGGCCACCAGGGGGCCCCCAAAAGCAAUUAACAAAAAAUUCUUAUUUUUUAUUUUUUGCAUGUAGGAGUCUGACUGAUGAUUUCUAAGUGAUCAAAGAUAUAUUAUUGUACAAAAACACAAUUUUAGGUCAACAUUUUUGCACAUUGCUGUUUCAGGUUUUUGUUACCAAAAAUAAUAAAGUGAAUCAGAAUCAGCUUUAUUGUCCAGUUAUGUUUAACACACAUGGAAUUUAACUUCAGUAGACUGCGCUCUCUUUGUACAAAGUAAACAUUAAAUAUGAACAAUUAACUAAAAAUAUAAACUAGUAAUUAAAGACUAAUAUGUACAAGACUGAUGAGACAAGAUGACACUUUUACUGUAAAUACAAAGCUUUAUCACUUGGACUGUUCAACCCCAGGCCACUCUUGUAGCUGAA
Messenger RNA from Nerophis lumbriciformis (worm pipefish), 1851 nucleotides. The record is from RefSeq and is a predicted model, not a curated record. NCBI's taxonomy places the organism in Eukaryota, Metazoa, Chordata, Actinopteri, Syngnathiformes, Syngnathidae.